UUUUUGUUUCAGCUAUUGUGUCUUUUAAAAAGCAGGUUGAAUAACAAACAAAUUUUGAUCCAUCUGUUGAGAUGUUGAUCCGUUUACUUUGUGUUAUUCCUGGCUGGAAUGAGAAAAAUGUUCAGGUCCAGCAACAAGUUAUUGAUAUUGUCACUCACAUUGCUGCGACAGCAUCAAAGUUUCCUAAAGAUGUGUGUUGUGCUUUGCCUUUCAGGUAUCACUCAUAGAGUAGCUGACGUAAAGACUCGUGUUCAGGCCAUGAAGUGUCUUUCCACUUAUUGUGAAGAUGUGGGUCUUGGUUUUAUUUUUGAGAGGGCAUCUGCAAUUCCAAAGAAGGUUGUUAAAGUAACUUAUUCUACAUCAUCUGCGGUGACUGGCAUGGAUCGUCUUCCACGUGAAGAUAUAGUGAAAUGAUCACUCCCACUUUGUUUUAGAGAGUUCUGAUUGGAAGGUCCGCUUGGAAUCUAUUGAAAGCGUAACCAAAAUUCUAGAAGAGGUGAACAAACUUAUUCUGCUCGCUGGAACUGGUACGCUAGUCGAAAAUCUGAAAUAACUAAGGCUCAAAUUUUGUAUAUUGAGUAU
Messenger RNA from Salvia hispanica, 582 nucleotides. The record is from RefSeq and is a predicted model, not a curated record. NCBI's taxonomy places the organism in Eukaryota, Viridiplantae, Streptophyta, Magnoliopsida, Lamiales, Lamiaceae.